Molecule: messenger RNA, 2700 nt
Organism: Paramecium sonneborni
Lineage: Eukaryota; Ciliophora; Oligohymenophorea; Peniculida; Parameciidae
Source: the annotation of a GenBank genome assembly
UAAAAAGAAUAUUAAUGAGUAAAUUUUUUUGUGAAUCGAAUUCUGAAGACGAUGAUGAUGCUCCAAGAGGAGGAAUAGAACCCGAAACAGGAAAAAUAGAAUAAUCGACAAGAGAUAGAAUUAUUUAAGGUUUAAUAGAUUCAGAUGAUGAUGGAGAAUAAAGAGUAAUAGUAACAGAGAAGGAGAAACGAUAUAUAAAACUUAGAGAGAUCAUAAAGGAAAUGAAAAUAAAAAUAAAAAACUAAGAUUUUGUUAUAUUAUUAGAUAAAUUUGAAGAGCUAAAUAAGGAAGUAGAAAAGAGUGCAAAAGUAUUUGAAAAAGAAGGUGGAUUACCUAGAUUUUAUAUAAGAAUUAUGUGUCAAAUUGAAGUGUUAAUUCUUUAAUUUACUGCUGAAUAAAAAAAGAAAUUAGGAGUGAAUAAUAGUAAGGCAUAUAAUACUUUAAAAUAAAGAAUUAAAAAGCAUAAUUUAAGUAUUUAUUAUUUAUAUAUAUUAUUUAGCAAUUAAAGAGAAGAUUGAUGAAUUUAUCAAUAAUCCGGUAACAACAGAUUAAAGUGAGGAUGAGAGAAAGAAAAAAGUGAAAGAUUCAAACAAUAAAAAAGGAUCUGAUUCUGAACCUGAAUAAAAAGAAGAAUCAUCUGAAUCAGAAGAUGAUGAUAAAUAUUUACUUUAAUCUAAUGAUCCUAUGGUUAGAAGAAGAUAUUGGUUAAAAAAGAAAUUACCAGGUAAAAAAGAAUUGAAACCUGAUGAAACUUAACCAGAUAAAGAUAAAGUUGGUGCUAGAAAAAUCAUUCCAGAUAUAGAUUAUGAUGUCAAAUUUGAUAUUGCAUAAAAUAAAGUCAUUCCUAUUGAUUAUGAACCUGAAGCUGUUAAGAGAAAAUUAGAAUAAAUUGUUUCAUCAAGAGGAGUUCUAAAAAAUUAAGUUGAGAAUCUUUAUAUUUGUGAAAAAUACAUUUAACAUUUUGUCAAAGAGAAUCUCUAAAGAGCUAUAGAAGUAAAUUUAUAUUUAAUUUUUAUAGAUUUUACUUAUUACAAUUUCUUUAUAGAUUGAUCAAGCAAAAUAAGAAGCUCCCUUUUAUUUUAAUAGAUAAUCAUGGUUGUAAAUCUAUUAAAAUACUUUCUUACUAUAUACACUUCAUUAAGAUAAAGGAGUGAAAGUAGAGAAAUUAAAUACUUAUAGUAAAUAUGAUUAAGAAAAUUCAUUCUCUGAAUUUAGAUUUAUUAGUACCUUAUUAGUCAAUUUCUAAACUUUGGAAGUUGAAUUAAAUAAAGCAUUUUAAAAUGUUGACUAUUAUACAUAGGAAUAUGCUGAAAGACUCAGUGAUCUUUAUUAAUUAACACAUUUAUCCUAAAAACUCUUAGAAUUACUUAAACUUAAAAAUGAUACUGCUAAUAUUGCUUUAAUGAGUUUUAAAUAAUUAGAAGCAAUAUAUUAUAUUGGACCAGCUGUGAUUCAAAAGUUGUUAGAAUUAUAAACUAAUAAAUAAGCUGCAACUCCCCUCUAAAUCUUUGGAAAUGGUGACAUAUCAUCCAAAAUCUAAUCUCUUGUUGAAAAUAUUCUUAAAUAUGGAGAUAAAGAAACCAUUGUUAAAGCUACUCUAUAUUGGGUAUAUAAUUUAGCAUUAAAUGGAAAAUAUGAAUAAGCACAUGAAAUAUUUAUAUCCAAUAUUUCAUAUGAUUAAAUCUCAUAAAUGAAAACCUUAAUUUAAUUAUAUUAUAAUAGAGCUUUAGUCUAAUUGGGAUUUGGUGCUUUUAGAUAAGGAUUAAUAAAUGAAACUCAUCUUCAUUUAGCUGAUUUGUUAAGUAGAGAUAAAGUAUUAAAAGAUUUACUCUCAUAAAAUUAUAUGAAAUAAGUUGAAGGAGAAUACAGAUAUGCUGUACCUUAUCAUAUGUCAAUUAAUGUUGAAACUAUUGAAUUUGUCUAUUUAUUGGCUGCUAUGUUAUUGGAAAUUCCUAAUAUCAAUCAAGAUCCAUUUGAAGAUUCUCAUAAAAUUAUUAGUAGAAAAUUCAGGUAACUUUGUCAAUAUUAUGAUUCUUAAACUUUCAAUCCAUAACCUGAAAAUAUGAGAGAUUUAAUUUAUGCUGCAUCCAAAGAAUUAGCCAAAGGAAAUUGGACAAAAUGUUGGGAUCUUCUAAAAUAAAUCUAACUUUGGACAAGAAUACCAUCUUAUGAAUAAGUCUAAUAAUAAAUUAAAGAAAGAGUUUAAGAAUAAGCUUUAAAGUGCUACUUAUUCACUUUUAAGAAUGCAUUUUCAAACAUUUCUAUUGAAUAUCUUAAGGAAAGAUUCUAAUUGUCAGAAUAAGUCACAAAAACUAUCAUCUAUAAAGUAAAUUAUUAUAAUAAAUAUUAUAGAUGAUUUAUUAUGGAGAAAUUAAGGCUAUUAUUGAUAAUCAAGAUUAAUCAUUCUUGAUAUUUGUAAAUGACGAUAUUUCUAAUUAGACUAAAAGAUUGGCCAGUGUUCUCAUUGAAAAAUUAAAUUUAUAAUGUAAAAACAAUGAAAAAUUAAUGGUAAAAUAAUAAAUUAUAAUAAUUUUUAGGAUUCUAAAAUUGGAAGCUUUGGUAUUGCAGUAGACAAAGAAAGUGUUGAUUAAGUAAAUAAACAAAAGAAAAAAAAUGUAACUAAAAACAAAAAACCACCAAAUGCCACAACAAAAAGAAAAUGAAAAUAAUAUUACAUUACAUUAAAUAAAUAAAAUAAAG